AUGAGAAAGUUGGUAUGGGCAUUGUUUUGGUGUUUAGUAUUGGGCGAUUGGUGUCUGAUAGAAACUGGUGUGUAUACAUGCAUCGACUCGACGACUAAAGAUUCGUGUUUUAAUACUGUAAAUUUCCAAAAUAAUACAUUUUUCUUAAUGAGCAAUUCUGAAGUUACAGUUAAAUGUAAUCACUCUAAAAACGUUACAAUUUAUACAUCAACGAUGUUAAGAAAGUUGAAUUAUGAUAUGGUUUUUUCCAUGUUAUAUUUCCCUGAAAUACAAACUAAAUUUGAAAACAUUUCCCAUUCAACUUUUAUAUUUAGAAAUGGACAAAUACUUUCAAUUAUCGAUAAUAACCAACCUGCAAAAUGGUCGCAAAAAACCGAAGCUUUAAUUUGCUCAGGUUUGUCCAUUGAAAUAUGUUUGGAGUGUCUUGGCACAAGUCAGAAUUGUGGUAAAUGUCCGAUUGGGUAUGGGUUAAUUCGCAACACAGACUCAAAAAUUACAUGUGUUAGAUGUGAUUCAGAAAAUGUUGACUGGGUGUGUGGUGGAUGUAAUUCAAAUUAUUUAAAAGACGAAACACAUUGUUGCUCCUCACGCUGCGCUUCCGAAACUUGUGUGAUUGCAAAUACAAAUUCAACUGCAAUUUGUACUAAAUGUAUUUUUGGAUAUUAUCUUUCUUCGGGAGAGUGUAUUUCUUGUGAAACAUUUACUCAUUGUCUUUCAUGUUCUCAAACAGAGAGCAAAUGUAUUAAAUGUAAUUCAAAUUACUUUUUAAACGCAGAUGGAAAUUGUCAAAAGUGUGACUCAACAUGUGGAAAUUCUUGUGAUGGAACAAGUGGAUAUUGUACAAGUUGUAUUGAAGGAUAUGUCAAAAGUCUUUCAAAUCCCAGUAAAUGUAUUAAUUGUACCACAUUUAAUUCACAUUGUUCAAAGUGUUUGACUUAUGACAGAGAGUGUAUCGAAUGUCAAACUGGUUAUUAUCCAUCAUCAAAAUUGUGUACGCCGUGCUCCUCAACAUGUAAAACAUGUGACACCAAAACGGGAAUGUGUACAGUUUGCAUCGAAGGCUAUACACAAUUUUCAACAUCAAAUAAUAAUUGUGAAGAUUGCAAACUGUUUGAUUCUUCGUGUACAACGUGUUCGACAACAACAAGAAAAUGUUUGUCGUGCAAUAAGGGGAAAUAUCCUUCGAGUGUAUAUCCUUAUAACUGUCUUUAUUGUAGUGCGUCUUGUGGUGGAAAUUGUAAUAACCAAGGAUUUUGUUUAUCAUGUAACACAAAUUAUGUUUUUCGUGUCACUUUUUCAUCGACAUGUGAGGAGUGUUCUUCUUUUGAUUCAAAUUGCAUAACAUGUUCUCCAACUUGGGAAAGAAUAUGUAUUGAGUGUAAAACAGGAUUCUAUCCAAAUACAUCAACUGGACUGUGUGUCAAAUGUUCGGACACGUGUUCUGAUAAAUGUUCAACAACAAAUGGAACUUGUAUUUCAUGUUUAAUGGGUUAUGUUUUAUAUGAAGUGGCAUCAAAAACAUGCCAACCGUGUUUAGACUUUGAUUCUAAUUGUAUAACUUGCGCAAGUAAUUCAACAAGAAUUUGUUUGAAAUGUAAUGACGGUAACUUCCCGGACCAAUUUGGCAAAUGUACUCGUUGUGAUACAACUUGUGGAGGAAAAUGUAACAAUAUGUUGGGGUAUUGCACUGGAUGUGAAAGUGGUUAUGUUUUGAAUUCCACCAAUUCAACUUCGUGUAUCCCAUGUAAGUCAUUUGAUAUCAAAUGUCAAAAAUGUGCAGAUAAUGGGGAAAGAAAGUGCAUCAAUUGUGAAAAUGGUAUGUAUCCAGGAAACACAAAAAUGUGCAUUCCUUGUGAUGAGACAUGUAAUUCUUGUAAUGCUUCAAAUGGUGUUUGUGCAUCAUGUGCUUCUGGAUAUGUUUAUAACAACCCGCCAUCACAGAGAUGUGAAAGUUGUUCCUCGUUUGAUUUUCAUUGUAAAACAUGUAUGAGUGAUUCAUCAAGGAAAUGCAGUGAAUGCAAUUCGAAUUAUUACCCAAAGACGACAGGGGAUUACAAGUGCCAGACAUGCAGUCCAACAUGUGGCGGAAAGUGUGAUGGAGUAAGUGGGCAAUGCACUGGAUGUUCGAUGAAUUAUGUGUUUUCAAACACAGACAAAAUGACAUGUGACACAUGCAGCUCGUUUGAUUCAAACUGUGUGACGUGUGCAACCAACUAUUCAAGAAUGUGCACAAAAUGCACAACAGCAAAAUAUCCGGAUGAAACGUCACACACAUGCAUUGACUGCAGCACAACUUGCAACAACAAAUGCAACACAUCAAAUGGAAUGUGUGAGGGAUGUCAAUACAACUUUGUCUUCACUGAACCAAAAUCAAAUGUGUGUGUUUCUUGCAUUUCUUUUGAUACUAACUGCUCACUUUGUGAUACUAACUACUCAAGAAAAUGUAUCCAAUGCAACAUCGGGUUCUAUCCAAACGCUUCUGGCAUUUGUGUACAUUGUCACAAUACAUGUCAAAUAUGUAACCCAUCAAAUGGUUAUUGUUCCAAGUGUAUAAAUGGGCUCAUUCAAAUUGAUUCCACUUCUUUGAAUUGCCAAACAUGUAACGAGUUUGAUUCUUUUUGUGAGACGUGUGACUCCAACAAAAAUGGCUGUGUUUCGUGUCAAGAUGGUAAGUAUCCCGGAAGUAAUGGUAAAUGUACAUUAUGCAGUGACACAUGCAACUCGAUAUGUAAUAAAACAAAUGGAAUUUGCAUGUCUUGUAAAUCACAGUAUGUAUUUGAUUCUCCAAAGUCCACAAAGUGUGUUUCAUGUACUACGUUUGAUCAAUAUUGUGCAAAAUGUCCUACUACCUUCGAUAGAAAAUGUCUUCAAUGUUCUUCUGGUAAAUAUCCCAAUCCAACAACAUGUCAGUCAUGUGAUUUGACUUGCGGUGGUAAUUGUGAUGGAACAACUGGAUUUUGUACUUCAUGUAUUUUAAAUUAUGUGUUCGAUACUACAAGUUCACUUCGUUGUAUUCCGUGUAACGCUUUUGAUCCAAAUUGUGCUGUGUGUUCCCCUACUUUCGAUAGGAAAUGUAUUCAAUGUGAUCGAGGAUAUUACAUUAUCAACGGGGUGUGUGUAAAAUGUGACUCAACUUGUGGCAAUUAUUGUGACACAAACACUGGUAUAUGCACCAAUUGUAUAAGUGGGUAUGUUUUUACUUCAACGCCAUCUACUCAUUGUGAACCAUGUUCAGAGUUUGAUCUAAAAUGCACCAAAUGUGCUUCCCAAGGUAUCAGAAAAUGUGAAUUGUGUAUAGACAAAUCAUAUGCAAACCCAAAUGCACCAUAUAAUUGUAUAAAAUGUAGUGAAUCUUGUACCAAUUGUAAUGGAGCCAAUGGGGAAUGUACCAGUUGUAUUGAAAAUGAAGUUAAGAAUGGGUCCAAUUGUAUAAAAUGUACUGAUUAUGAUAAUAAUUGUAGAACAUGUUCGCCCGAUUCUUCCCAAAAGUGUAUAUUUUGCAACCAAAAUUAUUACCCCAAAACAAAUGGCGAUUUUAGAUGCCAAACGUGUAAUACUACUUGUGGAGGAAAAUGUGAAGGAAAUACUGGGUAUUGCACAGGAUGUGAAAUAAAUUACGUUCUUACUUCAACUAAAUCUUUAUAUUGUGAUAAUUGCAAAACAUUUGAUAUUAAUUGUAAAACUUGUUCACAUGAUUUUUCAAGAAAAUGUACAACAUGUGAAAUGGGAUAUUAUCCAAACGACAACUUUAAAUGUCAAAAAUGUGAUUCUUCAUGUGAAAACAAAUGUAAUACAGAAACGGGAUAUUGCAAGAGUUGUUCUAACAACUUUGUAAUGUAUAACCCGCCAUCACAGAGAUGUGAAAGUUGUUCCUCGUUUGAUUUUCAUUGUAAAACAUGUAUGAGUGAUUCAUCAAGGAAAUGCAGUGAAUGCAAUUCGAAUUAUUACCCAAAGACGACAGGGGAUUACAAGUGCCAGACAUGCAGUCCAACAUGUGGCGGAAAGUGUGAUGGAGUAAGUGGGCAAUGCACUGGAUGUUCGAUGAAUUAUGUGUUUUCAAACACAGACAAAAUGACAUGUGACACAUGCAGCUCGUUUGAUUCAAACUGUGUGACGUGUGCAACCAACUAUUCAAGAAUGUGCACAAAAUGCACAACAGCAAAAUAUCCGGAUGAAACGUCACACACAUGCAUUGACUGCAGCACAACUUGCAACAACAAAUGCAACACAUCAAAUGGAAUGUGUGAGGGAUGUCAAUACAACUUUGUCUUCACUGAACCAAAAUCAAAUGUGUGUGUUUCUUGCAUUUCUUUUGAUACAAACUGCUUCACCUGUUCGCCAGACUUUUCAAGAAAAUGCAUCCAAUGCAACAUCGGGUUCUAUCCAAACGCCUCCGGUAUUUGCGUCAAUUGUAAUACCAUCAAAAAUUGUAAAUCAUGCGUUCCCACAGAACAACAGUGUUUAGAGUGUAAUGACCCUUUUAUUUUGUCGAAUGGAAAAUGUUCUUUAUGUGAAGAUGGCUAUUUUAAAGACAGUCAGACUACAUGCCAGAAGUGUUUAAAUUUAAAACCAAAUUGUAAAAAAUGUUCGACUGUUCGAGUAGGUAUUGCUCAUUGUGAUGUCUGUUUUCCUCCAUUUUCUCCGCAAAAUGGCGAUUGUGUCAGUUGCAAAGAAGAAGAAUAUUAUGAUGGAAACAAUUGCACUUUAAAUGAUAAAAAUUGCAUGUCACAACUCACAACAACUCAAUGUCUUCUCUGUGACAAUUUGCACUUUUUAAGUGAUUUCAAGUGCAUUUCACUUGACGAGUGCAACAAUCCAACAAAAACCUCAUGUGAUUGUUCUGAUGUUAUUUCCAUUAACUCGAAUUGUGAAAUAAAGUCUGGCACUUGCAAAUACUUAAAAAUUAACAAAGGAAACACCGAAUGCAUCAUGUGUAAUGAUAACAUGCAGAUUAUUAACAGUACAUGUUUAGUGGAAAAGAAUGAUAAUGUGUAUAUCAGGAAUAACGCUUAUUUCAUCUGUCCAAGUGGAUAUUACACAACUGAUCAGCAAAAUUGUAGCAAAUGCUAUUCAGGUGCACAAGUAUGCGUGCACUUGAAUGACAAAUUGGUUGCGUUAAAGUGUGACAAUACGAUGUCACUUAAUUAUGAAACCACUAAGUGUGUUGUUGACACAAAGUGUUUGUUUUACAUCAACGGGCAGUGUGUGACUUGCUCAUCUUUAACUAAUAUGGAAAUUACAUCAGGGUUUUGUCAAUCAUGUAAAGUCUCACAUUGUAAGAAAUGUCGUGGUGGAAUAUGUUUUGAAUGUGAUGAAAAUUAUUUGUUAUAUGAUAGCACCCGUUGUGUCGAAAAGUCGACUUUAAACUGUGCCAGAACAAACCGCCAAGGGUGCCUCCAAUGCAAUGAAAGAUAUCACCAAAACGACACCAAGAACUCAGAGAAUAAGAUGAUGUUUUGUUCUCUCAAUUUGGAGUUCAAAAAUUGGUGUAAGUAUUAUGCCCCAAGUACUGAUUUAUGUUUUGAAUGCGACAACUCGUAUUUUUUACUAAAUUAUUCAUGUCAAGAAGUAAAUGAAAACACUUAUCUUCCAAUCAAACAAUUUGCUUCGAGCAAUUAUAAAUAUGCAAGUAACUUCGUGGCUUUAAAACAAGAAGAACUAAAUGUAACAGAAGAUGAAAAGUGUGAAUUGUAUUCAAACAAAGGGUGUGCAAGGUGUAAAGAAGGGUAUUACUUCAAUAACUCAAGUUGUUUACAAUGUAGUAACACUUCAAUACACUGUUACAACACCACUUACUCUUUGAAAUGUCCAGAUGGUUCUUUCAUUGAUUCAAGUUAUGUCUGCAAAGACUUAGGAAACUUAAAAGACAAAUGCAAAAUAGCACUUCCGAGUGGUGGGGGAUGUGCAAUAUGCAAAACGGGAUUUUACAAAGUUUCAAAAGACUGUUUACCAUGUGACAGUACAUGUGAAACUUGUCUGAGUUCAAAAGAAUGUGUCACAUGUAAAAGUGAUCACUUUAAGAUCAUUGAGGAAUCCAAGUUAUGUCAGCCAUAUAACAACAUGACUGACUGCGAAGAGAUCACUGAAGAUGGCUGUGAAGUGUGUUCACCCGGUUUUUAUUCAAACGUUCAUCGGUGUUCCCUAUGUCCUGAAUCAUGUACUUUAUGUAAGUCAAAUACACUAUGCACUUGGUGCCUUGAUUCUUAUGUUUUAAAAGAUGGUCGUUGUGUAAUAUAUACAUCUAUUGAACUUUGUGAAGCAGCGGCUAACAACUCUUGCACGAAGUGCAGCGGAUGGAAUCGACCUUCUGAUGAUGGUAUAUCAUGUGUUUUUCAAACGAAUUAUGGAGUUGUUAUUGGUGUCCCUGCUGCAUUUUUUGUGGUGUUGUUUAUAGUAAUUGGUUGUGUAAUCUUUUCAGUAUAUUUGUGGAUACAAGCAAUUCAGUACCGCACCAAAAUCCGAGACAUUUGCAUUUUCGAUAUGAAGCGGUCCAAUGUGAAUAUGAUCAAUUUGACGGACAUCAUUUGCACAAACAAGCGAGUGAUUACCUUUGAUCUCGACGGCCAAUCGAUGAUACCCGUUGAUGAAGAAACGCGGGACAUUGUCUGUAUAGGCAAUCGUUCUCAACGGCGCUUAAAAGUGCAAUUUUCUGUAGUUGAGGGGUGUGACAAUUACACAAUUCGUACGAUUCCUCCAUUGAUCACACUUAGUAAAGGAGAGGCGUGUGAGUUUGAAAUUUACAUCACACCCUUGUGUUGUUGCAACAUCAAAGAUGGUAUACUAGUCAUUGGUCUUGAUAUUUCAAAAGGUGUGCAAUAUACAGAAAAGAUUCAAAUUGAGACCCAAACAAUGAGUUCAUACAAAUUGGACUACAAUGAGUUAAUCGAAGAACAGAAGUUAGGGGAGGGGUCCUUUGGUAUAGUAUAUUUGGGGGAGUAUCGUGGCAACAAAGUCGCCAUUAAAAAGAUGAAAGAAGCACAAGUAAGUGAAGAAGCAACAAAAGAAUUUAGUAAAGAGGUGAUGAUGCUGAAUAAAUUUCGAUGUGACUAUAUCAUUCACUUCUAUGGGGCUGUAUUUAAAGCGAAUCGGAUAUCUUUAGUCACUGAAUACGCACAAUUUGGGAGCUUACAAUCAAUUAUGGUUAAUAUGCCGACUAACCCAAUACGUCUUAAAAUACGAAUUAAGUUAAUGUUAGACGCAGCAAGAGGAAUGCAAUACCUUCACGAAAACAAUAUAUUACACAGAGACAUCAAACCGGACAACAUUUUGAUUGUUUCAAUGGAUGAUAACGUGCUUGUCAAUGGAAAAUUGACGGAUUUUGGGUCGAGUAGGAACAUCAAUAUGUUGAUGACUAAUAUGACGUUCACAAAGAGUGUUGGCACCCCCGUCUAUAUGGCCCCAGAAGUCUUGAAACGCGAAAAAUACAAGAAAGAAGCGGAUGUCUACUCAUUUGGUAUUACUAUGUAUGAAUGCUUUAUGUGGAAAGAGGCAUACCCAAAAUCUAUUUUUAAAUUUCCAUGGAUGAUUGCUGAACAGGUAAUUAAUGGAAAACGUCCUGUGUUUCCUAACUGCUCGAACGACUCGGUUUUGAACAAUACUAUACAAGAGGCUUGGAAAUCUUCCCCAAAAAGUCGGAUUUCUGUUGAAUGCCUUGUAUCAUCUUUACAAGAACAACUAGCAAAUUUAAAUUAG
Entamoeba invadens IP1 is the source of this 7692-nucleotide messenger RNA. Its product is annotated as protein serine/threonine kinase, putative. The transcript has a single exon. Gene Ontology annotation, biological process: protein phosphorylation. The coding region runs from base 1 to 7692 and encodes 2563 amino acids. The record is from RefSeq and is a predicted model, not a curated record. Gene Ontology annotation, molecular function: protein kinase activity; ATP binding. NCBI's taxonomy places the organism in Eukaryota, Evosea, Mastigamoebida, Endamoebidae.